This is a messenger RNA of Rubroshorea leprosula, 540 nucleotides long. The record is from the annotation of a GenBank genome assembly. Lineage: Eukaryota; Viridiplantae; Streptophyta; Magnoliopsida; Malvales; Dipterocarpaceae.
CAAACUCUGCAAAUAAAAAAUAAAAGUUUACAGACGUUUCUUAUCUGUCCUUGAAUCUUUCCCUCCCUAGUUACUCACUAUGUUACUAUCAGUAUAUAAGUAAACAGUGGCCUCAUGGGUUUGCAUAGAUGAAUUAAAGCAGAGUUAAGAAGUACUGUCUCUUCUCUAUGGCUUUGAAUCUUCUGCUUCUCUCCUUCAUUUCUUUGAGCUUUUGUGGGGUGGUGAGUGCUGAAGAUUCUGUACUCAGCCCUGCGGUGUUGGCUCAGCAAGAAGCAGACCGAGUCACUGGACUUCCCGGCCAGCCACCGGUGAAGUUAAAGCACUAUGUAGGCUAUGUUACUGUCAGCGAGACUCAUGGAAGAGCACUGUUCUAUUGGUUCUUUGAGGCCACCCACAACCCUGAAAAGCAGCCUGUACUAUUGUGGCUCAAUGGAGGUAAUUAAUAAUACUUUCACAUUUAUUAUGGAUGGGAUCUUCCUCUCAGUCCGUUAAAAUGGUUAAAUGUAGCUAAUUAUUAGGUAAGAAAAUUUUAUGUCAUCA